Messenger RNA from Calidris pugnax (ruff), 5629 nucleotides. RefSeq lists its product as uncharacterized. The record is from RefSeq and is a predicted model, not a curated record. Gene Ontology annotation, biological process: skeletal muscle fiber development; carbohydrate metabolic process. The coding region runs from base 232 to 2268 and encodes 678 amino acids. Gene Ontology annotation, molecular function: hydrolase activity, hydrolyzing O-glycosyl compounds. The transcript has 2 exons. NCBI's taxonomy places the organism in Eukaryota, Metazoa, Chordata, Aves, Charadriiformes, Scolopacidae.
GUGGAGACGGAGCAGCCCUUAGGUUUUUUAUGUGCUUAAAAAGCUGUCUGCGGUGGAGCUGGCUGGCAGGCAGGGAUCCCGGGGAGGCGAUGGAUGGAGAUGGGUGCCCUGGGACUUGGUGGAGGUGGGAACUCUUCUAACAGUCCGUUGUCGUCUUCUGAGAGCCCCAGCGUUGCUGCAAGGUCUUCCUUGCCACUCUUCAGCGGAGAGCUCUAGAGAAAACAGAGCACCAUGUACACCUUCCUGCCCGAGAACUUCACGCCGGUGAAGCAGAAGCCCUCCAAGGAGCUGAGGCCCAUGCUCAGCGCCAUCUUGCUGGGCCUCAUCCUGUUCAUUGCCGCGGUGGUGGCCUGGUGCUACUACACCAUGUCCCUGCGGAAGGCGGAGCGGCUCAAGACGGAGCUGAUGGACCUGCGGGCGGACGGCUUUGUCAUCAGGAACCAGCAUGGGGAGGUGGUCUUCCGUCUGGCCUUCCGCUCGGGCAGCCUCGACCUGGAGUCAUGCUCCAAGGAGGGUGAGAUUUUGAGCUGCACGCGGUCGGGCCGGGGGCCGCUCAACUUCUUCAUCCAGACGGUGAAGCCCAAGGACACGGUGAUGUGCUACCGCGUGCGCUGGGAAGAGCUGGCGCCCGGCCCAGCGGUGGAGCACACCAUGUUCUGGGAGGACGCCCACUGGUACGGGGGCUCGGAGAUGAGCACCCAGCACUGGCCCAUCCGCCUGGCCGGCUACCAGGAGCCCGUGCCCUAUGUGACAAGCGACGUCUACUCCUUCCGCGACAGCUUUGGUGGCAUCCUUGAGCGCUACUGGCUCUCCUCCAAGGCGGCGGCCAUCAAGAUCAAUGACUCGGUGCCCUUCCACCUGGGCUUCAACGCCACCGAGCGUGCCCUCUUCUUCCAGGCCCGCUACAAGGACUCACCCUACAAGCCCCCACCGGGGCAGCAGCCCUUCCCCGAGCUCAGCUACCGCGUCUGCGUGGGCUCCGACGUCACCUCCAUCCACAAGUACAUGGUGCGCAGGUACUUCAACAAGCCCUCCAAGAUCCCCGCCGAGAACGCCUUCCGAUACCCCAUCUGGUCCACCUGGGCCCUCUACAAGAAUGAUAUUGACCAGGACAAACUCUUGCGAUUUGCUGAAAAGAUCAAGAAGUACCGAUUUAACUGCAGCCACAUUGAAAUUGAUGACAUGUACACGCAAGCCUAUGGGGACUUUGACUUUGACCCUGUCAAGUUUCCCAACGUAACGGAGAUGUUUGCAAAACUGAGGGAAGAUGGGUUCAAGGUCACACUGUGGACUCACCCUUUCAUAAACUACAAUUCCUCCAAUUUUGGAGUGGGGAUUGAGCGUCAGCUGUUCAUUAAGGAGCCAUCAGGGCGACUGCCUGCGAUGGUGGAAUGGUGGAAUGGCAUUGGGGCCAUCCUGGACUUCACCAACCCAGCAGCCCGGGACUGGUUCCAGAGCCACCUGCGCCAGCUCCGACACAAGUACGGCAUCUCAUCCUUCAAGUUCGAUGCGGGUGAGACCAGCUACCUGCCCAAGCAGUUCAGCACCUUCCGCCCACUCUCAGACCCCAGCAUCUGGUCACGGCGCUACACAGAGAUGGCCAUCCCCUUCUACGAGCUGGCUGAGGUGCGCGUGGGCUACCAGUCCCAGAACAUCUCCUGCUUCUUCCGUAUCAUUGACCGCGACUCCGUCUGGGGCUAUGAGCUUGGCCUCAAGUCCCUCAUCCCCACGGUGCUCACCAUCAGCAUGCUGGGGUACCCCUUCAUAUCCGCUGACAUGAUUGGAGGGAAUUUUUUCCCCAACAAGACAGAUGGUGCGGUGGAGAUCCCCGACCGGGAGCUGUACAUCCGGUGGCUGGAGCUGUCGGCCUUCAUGCCCUCCAUGCAGUUCUCCAUCCCGCCCUGGCUCUAUGACAAGGAGGUGGUGGAGAUUGCACAGAAGUUCACAGAGCUCCAUGAAUCACUGGUGGCCCCGCUGCUGCUGGAGCUGGCUGGAGAGGUCACUGACACAGGCGACCCCAUCAUCCGUCCCAUCUGGUGGAUCUCACCCCGUGACGAGGCUGCUCACCGGAUCGACUCCCAGUUCCUCAUUGGGGACACUCUCAUGGUGGCCCCCGUCCUGGAGAUGGGCAAGCAGGAGCGUGAUGUCUACCUGCCGGCGGGCAAGUGGCGCAGCUACAAGGGGGAGUUGUUUGAGAAGACGCCGGUGCUGCUGACGGACUAUCCCGUUGACCUGGAUGAAGUCGCCUAUUUUCUCUGGGUUUCCUAACAGGCACCUCCAUCAGCUUUGGGAUAACCAUGCCUUACCUAGAACUUUGUAACAAAUAAUAAUUCUAAUUGCACAGUUUGAGACUGGGGUUGAGUAAGGGAAUUAUAAAGACUUCACUGUCCUUUGGGUAAUUUUUUUUCAUUUAAAUGGGGAUAAUCUUUUUUUUUUUUUUCUGUUUGGUGCAGGUGGGAGACUGUGGUUGUGCUACGGUAGGUAGAGUUUUCUCUGUACAGGUCAGGAAUGAGUUUGUCUGCAGAGAGGUAGUCCAUUUUCAGUUCCCAAGGAUUUCCAGAGGUGGGAUUGGUUAUUGCCAGUGUCUCUGGUCUUGUGGAAGCACCUCGCUCUGGGUGUGGGGGCGAGUGAUAUGGGAGGGUUGCCACAGCACAGCCUGCCUUAAGUUUUAUAAUAUGGCAAAUAUAUUUAAAAGGACUUUUUUUUUUUUUUUAAUAGCAGAAAACAAGAUACUGAGCUAUACAUACACACACAUAUAUUUUUUCCCCCUUUCAUCUUGCGUGGCACUGGACUAACCUGUGCCCCGUGUUUCCACUUUCCCGGGUACCAGGCAGGCCGGGUUACUCCAGUGACGUCCAGGCAUUUUCACUCUAGGGGCUGUGCAUCCCUUUGCUGGGGCAGCUCCAUCCCACCUCCUCGCCCAUUUAACACCCUCUGCAAAGCACUUUGCCUGUGUGUUUUGCCUCGGGUGUCAACAUUGCCUUUCCUAGAGCCGCCGCCGUCCAUACCAGCACGCCCCAUCAGUCUUCUCAAAGCGUUUAUGGCCCCGCAUCGUUACGUGAUUAUCCUACCGAUGUCAUCAUCCCUUUUGGCUUCUGAGGACGGAUGAGCUUUCAGGUUUGUUGCCGGCAGAAGGACGGCCUGGAGCAAAGCUGUUCUCCAGGAGUCCGUGCGGCGCUUUGCCGGGAACAGCCGGUCCCCGCAAGCGGCACGUGUCUGGGGUUGAGGGUGGUGGUUGCUGCUAGCCGGCUGGCCGGUGGGUGGAAAACACCAGCUUUUGCACUGAUGGCUCUGUGCCAGCGGGUGUUCUCGCCGCACCCCCGGAAAUGUUCUCAUCUACCAUGAAAUUAAGCUACUCUCCAUCUCUGCCUCAGGUCGCAGUUAGAGGGGGAUGGUUUUCUUUAGGGUUUUUCUGAAGCAGCCCUCCUCUCUCCCCGGGAGAGGUGGGGGCCUUCCUCGGGCAGCAUUACGUGCUGCUGGAGGUGGGGUUGCUGUUGGAGGCUUCAGGAGGGGAUACAGGAUGACACGGUGCCUGGCAGCCAGGAUGGAGCCGCAAAGAUGCCUCUUUCCCAGCUUCCCCGUUUGGUUUUGUACGGGAAGAUGCAUUUACAGAGAGUCGUGGGCAAUCUCUGCUCCAAGAGGGAGCAAACAGAAGAGAAGUCUGGCAACCCUCUGAGCUGUGCCCUGGGUGGGAGUGUGUUUCAGCCCCUGAAUUUUUAAUAAGCCUCUGCAGAAUUGAGCUGUGUUGGCUGGGAAGGUUUGGGGCACCCUGCCCAGGCUACAGCCAGCCAAGGAGAGCUCAGCAUCCACAGGAUUUCUGUGGAUGUGUCUGGGCUGAGUGUGGGUCUGGCAUGAGUUAGUCACCUGAGGAGAUGGAGCUGUGUUUUGGGUAGGGUUGGGUACCAGCAAGCAUCUUUCUCAAAGCCCGUCUCCUGCUUUUGGUGUUGCAGGAGGCAGAAAAGGAGCUAAACCUGGGGGUUGUGAUGGGGUCCAGGAGUAGGAAAUCAGGUGUUUGGGGAAAAAAAGAAGGGAGGAAGUCCAGUCUGAUGGACACAUUGGAGCAUCCCUUGUGGUAUGAGUCUGCCCUGCAUAGUUUGGUAUUUCAGCCUCAACAGGAAAUGCAAGGGAGCCCUGUAGGUACCUGCCCAGUGGGAGAACAAGCGUGUCACCGAAAGCCCCUUCCUUGUGGCUUUUAGAUACAAAGGACUCGGGUUUGUUCCCUGCCAUUGGUGCAAAUAACAGUUGUGUUACAAGUUACAGACACCCUCUGGCAAGGAGUUGAUCCUGGCGUCCCAGCAUCAGUCAUCAGGGCAUCAUCAGGAUUUGGCCCUUGGACUAGAGUGUGGAGAUGAAGGUGAGGAGCUCCCGGACAUGAGCGACCACAGCCUGCAAGGAGGACAGGGUGCAGAGGGGUCUUCUCCAGUCCCAGAAAUGCGUAAAGGCCAUGCUUUGAGGGGCUCCAGUUCUUUCCUUUAAACGUUUGCUUGUGAAAUAUUCGUUUUCCCUUGGUAUGGGACUUACUGUGUGGAGGAGACAUGCUGCAUGGCUCAGCUGCCAGUGAAGACAAGGGAUUUGGGGCACAAGACUUCAAUGGGAAGGAUCCCAACGUGAGUAAGGGAAGUUGCAUGUCUUCUCCUCCCUGUCUCUGCCGUGCCACUUGCCUGCAUUCCUCACUAGUAAUCAGUGAGGCUAUGUGAAGAGAAACCCCGAAUUGCCAUUAGUAUCCCUUUGUUAUGAAGAUGGUGGGAGCAGCCAGAUGAGUGCCUUCAAUCUCCUUCCAGUGGCUUUGGGCUCUGUCAGAAAGGCCACAGAGGAAAUUCCCCAUUAGACACACUGUCCUCCUUUCCCUCCCCUCAAAAGAAAGGAUUUUAUUAUCAAAGUUUUUAUUUUCUUUUUAUUUAACUAUAUGAAUGAAUGGAUAAGAUUAUAGACUGCCCUUAUUUUUAUAAAUGCUGUAGUUAGGGCAUAAGUGGCUGUGGCUAUUCAGUGCUCCAGCUAGGAGAAACACAAAGCUGUUGGGAGGACAUAAGGGGUGAUGUUGAAGAGCAGGUCCAUGUGGGCAGCUCUCUCUGGGUGCAUGGCACAAAGAUUUCCCCAUGUGUUGGAGACAGGCUCAGCAGUGCUGCCUCAAGACAUCUCAAAGGCUUCUAGGUGCCCUUUCCGUCCAACUUUUUACCAAAAAAACCACUGUUUCUAACACUAUGCUGUAGCCCUGCAGGACUCGAGGACCUCACAGACCCCAAGUCCUCUGUGCACAGGCAUCUUGGGAGCUGCUUGCCAGGGAGAUUUCUCCAAUUUAUACUAUGAGUCACUGGCCAAAACAGAGUUUAGUUUGACUCAGCCAAGGAAAAGCCCCAAAAGAGGUUUUGGGGUUGGGUUUAGCCUUUUCCACCCCAGCCCAUGGUGGAUGGUGGCUGAUAAGGUCAACAUGAUGUCCGUGUGAUUGAAUUUUGAAGCUUGCACUGUCAUGUGUCGGGUUUUCUGGAUGCUUGUGUUUGUACAUGCUGUCUUACGUCAGACUGUAAUGCUGGUGGGUUUCUUUUUAACCACUUUUCUAAUUCUUAAUUGUUAUGAAAACAGAACUGUAACGUGAAUCUCCUUGAUUGAUAAAAAACUUUGGAAAACAAAA